Molecule: messenger RNA, 1972 nt
Organism: Petromyzon marinus (sea lamprey)
Lineage: Eukaryota; Metazoa; Chordata; Hyperoartia; Petromyzontiformes; Petromyzontidae
Source: RefSeq, a predicted model, not a curated record
AUGAUUGCUGUUGGCGACAGAAUUGGCGGUGACUCCAGCAGCGACUCCUGCUUCAUGGAAUAUUUGCGUAGCAGCUACAGCUCUGUGAGUAGCAGCGCGCAGCAGAGCCAAGGCCAACCGACACCGCGAAUGAUGAACGCUCACGGCCGCAGCAGCGGAGGCGACUAUGUGUCGCCUUCGUCCGGAAACGGUACCCUGCAGAGUCGCCAUCACCUCCAUGGUGAGGAUCUGCAGCAGCAGCCCGGAGAGUAUCAGCUCUUCCCGCAGGAGCAGUUCACGUGGUCACCAAUGGCACUACCACCUCAUGACGGUGUAUCUCCACGCCGACAACCAUCACCACCACGACCACCAGCACCGUUAUCACUGGACACGAUUUUCAACGAGAGUCGUUCGUUGCCAGCGCUAACAUCACCACUUGGCCAACAGCAGCAGCGACGCCACUGCUGUUUGGAGUUCCCACCUGCGAGGAGUAGCGAGCCGGUCUGUGACUGGCGGCAGCUGCUGGAAAGACAACAGCAGCUAGAGCAGGAGAGGCAACAUCAGAAGCUGCAGGAGAGUCAACUCAUGAAGUCGGGCCAGCGAAUCGCGGUAGCGAUUACUGCUGACCUGACCCGUGCCGCUGUGUUGACCCGUGCCGCUGUGUCGACCCGUGCCACUGUGUCGACCCGUGCCACUGUGUCGACCCGUGCCAGUGGACAGAACCGUGCCUCUGACUCGACCCGUGACGGUGGCUCGACUCGUGCUGCUGACCGUGCGGCGAAGAGAGCCAUCCGCUGCGCCUUCUGCUAUAAUAACGGGGCCUCGGUCAGGAUCUGGUCGUCACACGUGCUCAAGGACGCCGACGGGCGCGUUCAGUGUCCGGUGAUGCGCGGCUACUCGUGCCCGCUGUGCGGCGCGAGUGGAGACUUGGCCCACACCAUCUCGCACUGCCCCACGGCGCGAAAGCCCCAGCGCAAGCAAAUCCAGACCCAGAGUCUGUCAUCGGGGAAGACUAACUCCAAGUAUCGUCAUAGUUGAACCCGCUCGCUCGCCUUGAUAGUAAUUAUGAUGACACCGAUGGUGAUGAUGUGAUGGUAAUGAUGAUGGCGACGCCGAAGAUAGGCGGUCGUGUUUGCGGUGUUUAAUGCGAGCUUGUAGCAGAAGUUAAUGAUUUAUUUGGUCUGAAGAUGGUCCACUCCCAGAUAUGUCAACUCACUAGGCACCCGAUAAUAUGCCGCACAACCCAAUCAGAAUGUACUCGACUGUUUAUAGUACGUUUCGCCUUUUCGUGUAGAAUCGGUGACUUGACCAUCACGUAGCCCUGCGUCUUUGUGCUCACUGAUAUUGUGAUAAUGAAAAUACGAUGCGAGUUCGAAAUCGUGUUUUGAGUACAGUUAGCUACACGAUUAUAGAAAAAGUCCAAUUGCGUAAAACGGAGUUGUUUGGGCGCAUCUUAAUGUGCUUUACAUGGCAGGCACUCGUCACUCGAUGCGUGUUUUAAAAUCCAGAGGGGGUUGCAAAGUGCACGGCGGCACGCGCGCUCUGGCGUCAAUGCGAUGUCUUGACACUGUUUCGAUGGGCGCGGUGAUGCUUGGCAGUACUGUGGUGGUGGAUGCUGCGUUGAUUAGUUGCGUUACAUGGCCUACGUCUCGUAUAGCAGGGAUAUCUUUGUUAACAAGUCGGGACGAUUCUUAUUGUCUAGAUAUUUGCGUCGGAGUAGAUCUGCUCCAUGUCCACCUUGCAGAAGCUCCCGGCUGAUGCCUGCUUCCUGGAAACAAGCUGGUUCUUCGCUGUUCGAAAACACGAUCGUUUGUCUUUAAACAUUUAGAUGUUCCUUGCAUGGCGGUUUGUUGGAAUUAAUAUUGUUCAGAAGCGUUUGGUUUGUUAUAUCCGUGAAAACUUAAUAUAAAUCUUCAUUGCCUUAAACUGCGUGCGCUUUUAGUGUCGCUCUUUUAGUGACAAUUGUUAUCUCUAGAUUUGAAGCUUUCGUGAC